AUGGCAAGUGCUGAUAAACUUGUUGUUGACGAGGCCAAGCCGCCCAAGUCAGAGCGGCAGCCAGUAAAAUGGUAUCGGUCGACGUUCUACAACAUGACCGUGUUGGGUCUGUGUAACCUGGCAGCGCCCGGUAUCUGGGGAGCUAUGAACUCACUUGGAGCCGGAGGAGCUGCCUCGACACAAUUAGUCAACGCUGCGAAUGCAUUGACUUUCUGUUUGAUGGUUGUUACGUGUUACUUCUCCAGCGUUAUUGUUCAUUAUAUCGGCAUCAAAGGUGCUCUGAUAUUCGGCACUCUCGGCUAUGCACCCUUUGCUGCCGGAUUGUACACAAAUAAUCGAUAUGGUAACGAGUGGCUCAUGCUGCUCGGCGCAGCGCUCUGCGGCAUCUCAGCAGGCGUGUUCUGGAUGGCAGAAGCAGCUAUCGCGAUCGCAUAUCCCGAGCCAUGGAACCGCGGCAAGGCCCUAGGUUAUUGGCUUACAUACCGGUUGGCCGGCCAGAUCCUUGGUGGCGCCAUCAAUCUUGGAAUCAACGUAAAUCGCAAUGAGGCUGGAUCAGUCAGCUAUGUUGUAUAUCUGGUGUUCAUCGCAAUACAAGCCACAGGGCCGUUUGUUGCCUUACUGCUCAACAAGCCCUCAAAAGUCGAGAGACAGGAUGGCAGGAAGGUGUCGUUGGCAAUUCUGGAGAAUCCUUGGUAUGAGGUCAGAGAGACCACAAAGGAUUUCUUCAAGCCCAAGUUCCUACUGGUCGUGCUAUGGAUUGGACAAGCAGUCUUUGCUGAAGCAGUUUUCUUCAGUUAUCUGGCUUCAUAUUUCACUGUCAGAUCGCGAGCUCUUGGCUCUUUCCUGUCUGGAAUCUGCGCAGUCAUUGCAGGAAAUCUCCUGGGACAUUAUCUCGACCGAACGAAAUUCUCACUCAAGCUUCGAACACGCUCUACAUUUUGGACAUUGGUCAUUACUCAGGGUGCAUGGUGGACUUGGAUCACCAUCGUGGCCACGAGGUACCGUGCCAACGAGACAGUCUUGGACUGGUCAAGCCCAGGCUUUGGUGCAGGAUUCGCCGUGUAUAUCUUCCACACCGUCGGUUUCCAAAUCAACUAUCUUUUCCUCUACUUCAUCAUCACGCAUUUGGCCAAUGGUGAAUCCGAGGUUAUUCGUUAUGCAGCCUUGCUGCGUGGUACUGAAUCUGCUUGGCAGGCUGUCAGUUAUGGCCUUACUUCGCUGGAAAUUUUUGCUAAAGUUGGCGGCAUCUACCUCAACUUUGGUCUGUGGGCAAUUGCAAUCUUUCCUGCCUGGCUCGUAUUGAGACACUUUGGUCAGGAUAACAAGGUAUCGUCUUCGGACGAUGACGCAGUCCGCACAACUGAGACCAUCCCAAAAGCUGAUAGCCAGUAAAGCCCUGGGCCACUCCCUGACUUUACGGUAAACUGGUUACGAGUGAUUGUGGCAAGUUUUAUUGAUGAUUGGGAUCUAGCAUAGCGCUUCUGUAGUUAUCUUAUGGCGAAAGAACGUGCUGUAUCCCUUCGUGUUGAUAGCGUUAGUAUAGACUUUGCUAAAAAGAGUGGAC
Molecule: messenger RNA, 1564 nt
Organism: Truncatella angustata
Lineage: Eukaryota; Fungi; Ascomycota; Sordariomycetes; Amphisphaeriales; Sporocadaceae
Product: major facilitator superfamily transporter
Exons: 6
Coding region: 1-1392 (463 amino acids)
Biological process (GO): transmembrane transport
Molecular function (GO): transmembrane transporter activity
Source: RefSeq, a predicted model, not a curated record